This is a messenger RNA of Chondrus crispus (carragheen), 825 nucleotides long. RefSeq lists its product as hypothetical. The coding region runs from base 1 to 633 and encodes 210 amino acids. NCBI's taxonomy places the organism in Eukaryota, Rhodophyta, Florideophyceae, Gigartinales, Gigartinaceae. The transcript is spliced from 2 exons. The record is from RefSeq and is a predicted model, not a curated record.
AUGCAUCAGCCCGUCUCUUCGAACUCCCUCCAACCCCCUUCUCUUCCCAUUUCCUCUACAUCCUCAUUCCCACCCCACCCACAUUUCAGUCCUAAAACCCCAGCCCAACCGACCACUACUUCUUCAAUCUCACUGCCCCCACUGCCCCCCACUUUCUCGCAGCCCAUCCCUUGUGACCAUCACAAGCGCAAGCACCACGAAACGUACACACUUCCCGAGCCGUGGAACGAUAUGGACACUAUCCAUGGCAUGGAUAUGGACACUAUCCAUGGCAUGGAGAUGGUCACCGGGCCAGUCCCCGCACGAGUCGUUGAAUACAUGUACAAUCAAGCCGACUCCCGCGCGAAAAAGUCCGCUAAUGACAAAAAGCUCGUCCUUCGCAAACGGCUCAAGGAAAGCAACCACAGCGAGACAGGAUCCCGCUCCGCCAUCAGCUCUAGGAGGGAAGCCAAAGUCAGUCGCAUGUAUCGGCAAGAGUACUUGCAUUCCACACAAGACGAGCUCAGGCAAAGUGCCAAGGACAAGGCCUUGUUGUUGGCAUACUUGAAAUGUCUUCGGAAAUUCAUCGACGACAACAAACUCACUCUCGAUGAACGUCGCACCGACAACACGCUCGACGCAGUCAUCGACUAGUCUGUUUCUUCCCUCUUCUCUGUACCCUCCCACGCUUCUUUGCGUUGCUCUGGGGCAUCACUGCUCUGAGGCCCACGCCCAAGAGAUGUACACCGUCCUCUUGUAUACUCUACAUAUUCCAUCUUGUUUGUAGCACAGACACUUCUUUUUGUCACGAGCACGUCUUAAGUAAACGAAUCACAUCAUCUUCAA